AUGUUAAUUGUUUACAGAAGUGUUUUUAUUGACAGCCAAGUUGUUGGAUAUUUUUGGAUUGGAAUUUUUAUUUUACUUGAUAUUGUAACAGAUAUUAUUUAUUUGUUGGAUUGCUUUGUUCGUUCUAGAACUGGAUAUCUCGAUCAAGGCAUAUUAGUUCGGGAUGUUCAAAAAGUACUUAAACGGUACAAAAAGAAUAGAAUUGAGAUGUGGAUUGACUUGAUUGCUUGCCUCCCCUUGGACUAUUUAUUUGAAUUAGGCCUUCAAACAACAAAUCCAUGUCUUCGAUUUAAUCGGUUAAUUCGUCUACAGAGAGUUUUUAAAUUUACCAAUACUACAGAAAUGUGUGUUUCAAAACCAAAUUUAUACCGUAUAUUCUGUGUUUGUUUGUAUAUUUUAAUUUUAAUUCAUUGGAAUGCCUGCUUCUACUAUUUUAUUUCUGGCGUGUUAGGAAUUGAUUCAAAUAGAUGGGUUUAUGGAAAGGCUAAUUUACAAGCAUUGCCAGAGUGCAUUUUAAUUUAA
This is a messenger RNA of Meloidogyne enterolobii, 522 nucleotides long. The record is from the annotation of a GenBank genome assembly. Lineage: Eukaryota; Metazoa; Nematoda; Chromadorea; Rhabditida; Meloidogynidae.